CGAAAACUGGAGAAAGCUGUAGCUAGUCAUGAUAACACGGCCGCUUGUCUUCGUUAUAGUAUGUUUUGGAUUCUUCAUUUUGCUUCAAUCGUUGGUACCAAAGGUGAUGGCAUUGAAGAACUCCAACGUUGACGAAUACAUGCUCGAAGAUCAAAGGACUCGUAAAAGAAAAAACUAUGUCGUGCGAUUGGCUAGAGACGGUGAAAUAUUAGGGAAUUCUGGAAAUUUAGGUACAAUCUAUGACACAGAUUCUUUUCAACCGGACCCUACGAAUCCUGAAGAGCUGUCCGCAUUUAUUGUGGACUACGCAAACAUGAUACGGAACGAUGUCAUCUUAUUAGAUAAAUCUGUUGAAACAAGGACACGGAAAAGGGGUAACAUUCAAGUUAAGAAGUAUAACAAUCAAGCGCUACCAGAUCCGCCCUGCACGUGUAAUUUUAGCAAAGUUAUAGAAGAUUUUGGUGAAAAUACGUAUCCACGUUUCGUGGAAACUAGAAAUUGUACUCAAACGCGACAACUGGCGUGCCGUCGACCGUAUGUCUGCAAAGAAAACUACUACAAUCUAACAAUAUUGAAAAGACGGGAGUUUCAACAUCAAAUGUCUUCAAUAGAUAUACCAUCUGAUUUAAAAUUUCGAUGGAUUGCGGAAUAUCGACCUAUUAGCGUUGGAUGUGUUUGCACUAGAGAUUACUACGAUAUUGAAAAUUAAACGUAUAUGACGGAAAAUCGAGAAGCAGAAAAGAAGAAUCGAAAAUGUCUUUCCAAAGGUAUCAUUUAAAUCUGUGAAUAGAGCAAUCUUGGGCAUAUUUUGAAAAUAAAACUGUAGAUCUUA
This is a messenger RNA of Spodoptera litura, 832 nucleotides long. RefSeq names its product prothoracicotropic hormone (gene PTTH). The record is from RefSeq and is a predicted model, not a curated record. Lineage: Eukaryota; Metazoa; Arthropoda; Insecta; Lepidoptera; Noctuidae.